Messenger RNA from Notechis scutatus (mainland tiger snake), 780 nucleotides. The record is from RefSeq and is a predicted model, not a curated record. NCBI's taxonomy places the organism in Eukaryota, Metazoa, Chordata, Lepidosauria, Squamata, Elapidae.
AUGAUACCUCUUUCCUACAGGUAUGCAUUCCACAGUUCUGCUUGGCUGGUAGCUGGCAAGGCGGAUCCUGCUACACCCGGCCGGGUUCACUUCCAUCCUGACUCCCCUGCCAAGGGAGGCCAGUGGAUGAGGCAAAUUGUCUCUUUUGACAAGCUCAAGCUCACCAACAACUUGAUGGAUGACAACGGCCAUAUCAUUCUGAACUCCAUGCACAGAUACCAGCCCCGUUUCCAUGUGGUGGUGGUGGACCCACGUCCAGACAGUGAACGUUAUGCCCAGGAGAAUUUCAAAUCUUUCAUUUUUACAGAGACUCAAUUUAUGGCAGUGACCGCCUAUCAGAACCAUCGGAUCACCCAGCUGAAAAUUGCUAGUAACCCUUUUGCUAAAGGUUUCCGGGAGUGUGAGCCGGAUGACUGGCCAGGAUCCUCAGGGCAACUACUGGGUUGUUUAUCACAGAAUGGGAAUACCUCUUCCUUAGGCCAACUUCAAGAGAUUCCAGAGAAAGGGUUUUCCAGCAACCACCAUCUCCCUCCUGCCCUCCUCAGAGAAGCCUCCCAAUUCCAGCAUCAACCUCUGGUGACAUCAGCUGGCCUCCCAGAUGUAUGCAUCGCACGACGACCCUUGAAUGAAGUUUCAGGGGCCCUGCCCUACAAGCAUCUCUCUUAUCACAGCUUCUAUGUGGGAGCUCGAUCUGGGGCAGCACCUUAUGCCCUACCUAGCAACCGGGCAACCAGCUUCCAUACUCUCAACAUUUACACAGCUGGUGGCUAUGAGCAAUGA